This is a messenger RNA of Lytechinus pictus (painted urchin), 2640 nucleotides long. Its product is annotated as homeobox protein Nkx-6.1-like. Gene Ontology annotation, molecular function: DNA-binding transcription factor activity, RNA polymerase II-specific; RNA polymerase II cis-regulatory region sequence-specific DNA binding. Gene Ontology annotation, biological process: central nervous system development; brain development; regulation of transcription by RNA polymerase II. The coding region runs from base 338 to 1771 and encodes 477 amino acids. The transcript is spliced from 4 exons. Gene Ontology annotation, cellular component: nucleus. Lineage: Eukaryota; Metazoa; Echinodermata; Echinoidea; Temnopleuroida; Toxopneustidae. The record is from RefSeq and is a predicted model, not a curated record.
UAUAUAAAGAGAGUUCGUAAAGACUUCCGAAUUAACAAAAACUGACAUAAGCCGGCUAAUAACUAACACCUUCGCUUUGCAAAGCCUAUUGUUUGGCUAAGCCCUUGCAAUAAAUUGCAGCUCAUCAGAUGCGUAUUCUUUUCCUUUGCUUACCAAUAGGAUUUUCUUCUUGCCCCAUUCAUCCAUUGGAAGAGAGGAUUUGGUGGCAUUGUUUGAGGUGGUGUAUUGAGGACUAGAUUUGGAAGGAGACGGUUUGAAGGGUUUUAAAUCCCACCUGCCCGCUUCUAGGCGCCAGUCUGUCUGGAGGUAGAGCCAACAAGCAGAAAAUAAUAACACAAUGCUGAGUUCCAACAUGAUGCCCGUUAUGAUGCCACGAGCUGUCCCAAUGUUUGAGCAAUCUCCGUUCUCUCUCGGAGUAUAUCCACCAGCCAUCGUCUUCCAUCCAUCGCCUCUCUUCCCCUCCAUGACACAGCCACCAUCCCGCGUCGUGCUCCCCAAUCCAUGGAAGGCAGCGACAUUUGGUUAUCCAUCAUCACCCCCGCUCAAACCCCAAGCUCUGAUGUCGUCACCAACGUUCCCUCACUCGUCACCACUGUCGAUGUCGAAGAGUCCGCGAUCAUCAUGCGUAAGGACUUCGCCAUCACCGCCAUGCAGCCCCGACUCCGCUUCGAGCAACGGUGGAGAAACGAAGACCGCCUUCACGAUCGACGCUAUCCUGUCCUCCAACAAGCGCUCACCGUCAUCAUCCUCCCAUUCGAGUAGCUCAAGGUCGGGUUACGGAAGCGACCGAGGUUCGACGCCGUCGCCGGAUUCGUUCAACUUCGUCUCGCCGAAGCCGACAUCUCCUUCAAAGAUUUGGAAUGGAUCCCGCUUCCAUGCAGCCGAAUUCAGACACGACCUUGAUGGAACAAAACACCAUCCUACCGAAUUCCUCUUCGAUGAUCACCGUGAUGCCAAGUCGACAUCGACGAUCUCAGUGACGAACCUUGGCAGUCAAGGAAAACAUCUGGGCUCCACAGCGUUUAAUUCUGGGAGGAAUGCCGAACAAUCUUCCGAUAAGACUCUGAAGCGACUUCGUUGCGAUGAGAGCGAGUGGAAUCCGCGCGCCAAGAGAGUGCGUACAAUCUUCACCCAAGAACAGCUUGAGCGACUUGAACAGGAGUUUGACCGUCAGCAGUACAUGGUCGGCAGUGAGAGACUUUAUCUUGCCGCUGAGCUCAAUCUAUCAGAAUCACAGGUUAAAGUUUGGUUCCAGAAUCGACGUAUCAAAUGGCGCAAGCAGAACUUUGAGAAACAGCAAGUCCACCUCGCCCACGUCCGUGCCGUACAGGAAGGCCAACGCGAUGACGAACACAGCAGCGAAGAAGACGACGAACAGGUCAACCACCUUGUUUUUUCUCCCAAGACUUCGGACGAUGAACGGAUGAGAGUCUGGUCAUCGGAUAGCGAGACUCAUGAUGCAGCAACGACAUCCAACACGAUCACAGCCAUCGUCAACGACACGGGUGACGAAUUCAAACAUCGUGAUGCCGACCGAACACCGUCAUCGUCUUCGAGUGCCUCAUCAACGUCUACCACUGACUUCUCAAUGGCGUUGCAGCUGGAGGUGAAGAAGGUCGAGGAGCGUCUAGCAAUGAGGCUCUGUCGGAGGAACAUGCAAUCAUCGUCGAGCGCGUUGUCCAGCUCUUCUCACCUCCGUUUGAUGUCGAGUAUCCGACGUUUGGAGAGUUCUCGUGAUCUCGAAUACACGAAUGCGACGAAAAGAGACUAACAAGGUUAAACCAUGAUGAACUAUGAACUAUUUUUAUCCAAAAAGCAGUCAAGUAGUCUGUUUUUCUCACGUUAUUUUCCUCCUUUUUUUGCUAAAAGAUAAUGUCAUAUAACAAUUUUCAACUUCUUGUUUUAUUUGAAUUCAUGCUACGCAUGAAUCGAGACUUCUGAGUCUUCUAUGAAAAUGGCCCUGCGCAAAAUACAUAAUGGAAUUUAACAUUUUGAAUUUUCGACAUGCUGUUAACAAUUGCAUGCUAUAUGCAGUAUAUUUUUUUUUCUUGUGCUAAAACAAACUUCGAACUCUUCUAAUAAUACUUUUUAUGAAAUCUAUUAUGUAUAGGUUCGUAAUUCGAAUGAGGUAUUUUGUCAGCAUAAAGCUAGUACGACAUGCAAAUCAAAUUUAACAUCAUGUAAAAACUAUUAUAAAACAACAACAAAAGGAGAUGAUUGGGUACGUUGCAAUAUGUAAAGCUGAUUCGGACUAAAUGUGUAGUCCAAUACUGAGAAACUAUAGUUUAUAAAAUUCAUUAUUUUCGUGUGCGUUACAUACUUGGUGUAGAAAGUUUGAUCCAUACAGCAUGCAUAUUAGUUACAAAAUUAUGAAAGUGAAGUGAACUUCAAUAUCUACUUAAGACAUAUAGUUAGUUCUUCAUACAUGUGGUAGGUCGUAGAGUAUAAUCACGUUUUGAGCUUACAUUCCCUGAAUAAUGUUCUUUUAUGAUUUCAUUUCUUAUGUUCAAAGCUGUUAAAACUGGUGUAUAAAAAAAGUUGAUAUUUUCUCUCUCGUAAAGAAUCCUUUAAUUAUUUUGUAUUGUAUACAUUUUUUGAGGAUUCAUGUAAAUAAAACAAAUGCCAAGGAAAUUAAUCAAA